Messenger RNA from Ambispora gerdemannii, 1896 nucleotides. NCBI's taxonomy places the organism in Eukaryota, Fungi, Glomeromycota, Glomeromycetes, Archaeosporales, Ambisporaceae. The record is from the annotation of a GenBank genome assembly.
AUGGGAUGGAUUCAUUUAUAUGACUGUUUAUGGAAAGGUUGUUGUAGAUAUUCUCCUGGUACUGCGAAUCGAAGUACCAUCCUUAAACAUCUCAAAAUUCAUUUUCCGAUAGAACCAGAUUCUUCGACAAUCGAAGAAUCAUCUCAAGUGAAAUUAGAUCAAAGAAGAAAUUUCCUUACGCAACGAGUAAACGUCUCUUCUGAUGCUGACGGAGAAGCCAUAGGUAUUCCAUUAACUGCUUGUUUAAUACUGCGAAAUAUGUCACGAUCGAAGAAAACGAUUCCCUACUUUAUGGCUUAUGAAACUGAGCUGUCGGAUAUUUUGGCAAAAUGCACAAAACGAUAUUUCUUUACAAGUAUACAACUAAGCAACCUCCAGAAAUCUCAAUUUUUGUCUUUGAGUCAGGCAAUUGAAUUAAUAAAACAAAAGAAAGUAUCUCCGGUUGUUUUGACCCAAAAAUGUAUGAAACAAAUAAAUGCGUUUCAUCAAAUUAACGCGUUUAUUCAAGUAAAAGAUUAUGAAAAAAUUCUUGAUCAAGCUAAACAAGCAGAAGAAAGAAUUCAACGAGGAGAGCCUAAAGGAAUAUUAGAUGGUAUACCAAUCGCUUGCAAAGAUAUAUUUUGCACUAAAAAUUUAUACACUACUUGUGGAUCUACAACGCUCAAAGAUUUUCAGUCAACUUAUAAUUCGACAGUAGUUGAAUUACUCGAAAAAUCAGGUGCUAUCAUAAUUGGAAAGACAAACAUGGAUGAAUUUGGAAUGGGCUCAGCAAAUGUGUACAGUGCAUAUGGUCUUACAUACAAUCCAUUAUUGUCGCUUUCACAAUUUCUUGAAUCCAUAGAAGAGGGUGACAAACGUGUUGCUGGUGGAAGUUCAGGUGGAAGUGCUGCCGCCGUGGCUUCUGGGAUGUGUUUUGCUGCAUUAGGCUCUGAUACUGGCGGGUCUGUUCGUUUACCUGCAUCAUAUUGUGGCGUAGUUGGGUUUAAACCUUCCUAUGGACAAUGCUCCAGAUGGGGAUUAACAGCAUACGCGAAUUCUUUAGACACUGUCGGAUUAAUAACAAGAACUGUUGACGAUACAAAAUUGGUAUAUGACUUGAUCUCAAAGUUUGACAAAAAAGACUCGACAUCCUUACCGCCAAAAUUCCGAUCAACUAAUAAAAAUUCAAAUCAAUAUAAUAUUGACACAAAAGAUUUGAGCGGGCUUCGAGUUGGUGUUCCACAGGAAUAUUUUGUAUCUGAACUUUGCGAAGACAUUAUUAAUUUAUGGCGUAAAGGAAUUUCCUAUUUAAAUUCUCAUGGUGCUACUAUUGUUCCUGUUUCUUGUCCCAAUACAAAAUAUGCUUUGCCGGUAUAUUAUAUACUUGCUCCAGCUGAGGCUUCUUCAAAUUUAGCACGUUAUGAUGGUGUAAGAUAUGGUUUCCAUACAAAUACAAAAGAAAAACAUACUGAUACGCGAGAUCAAGGACUUGGUGAAGAAGUAAAACGACCACAACGCGUAAGACAAUUGAUUCGAAAAGACUUUAAUAAUGUAUUUUCAAUGCCGAAUCCGUUGCUUGAUGAUAAUUUUGAGACGCUCAUUUCUGAAGAAAAGUUAAAGCACGGUGUAGAUGUGUUGAUAGCUCCGGUAGCAAUUUCUACUGCACCCAAAAUUCGUGAUUCACUUAAUUUAUCCGAUACUAGCAGCGAGAAUUUGAAAUCCGAUAGUUAUGAAAUAUUGGAUUCAUAUGUUAACGAUGUUAUGACUACGGCAGCAAGAAUUCCUUCUAUGAGCAUACCCUUUGGCAUCUCUUCUAAUGAUGGAUUUCCGAUUGGAUUACAAUUAAUAGCUCAGUAUGGAAAUGAAGAAACUUUAUUUCAAGUUGCAAAAGUUAUAGAGCGAGACAAUUAUUCAUAA